Molecule: messenger RNA, 1804 nt
Organism: Rhizopus microsporus ATCC 52813
Lineage: Eukaryota; Fungi; Mucoromycota; Mucoromycetes; Mucorales; Rhizopodaceae
Product: DUF1212-domain-containing protein
Exons: 4
Coding region: 245-1804 (519 amino acids)
Biological process (GO): transmembrane transport
Molecular function (GO): transmembrane transporter activity
Source: RefSeq, a predicted model, not a curated record
AAGAGAAAGAAAGAAAAAAAGAAAGGUUGUCUGGUUCUCUGUCCGAGCUUAUCGGAGCCUACAAGUUACACACAUUUUCUAAAGGGCAUCAUCCGUUCAUGAAGCCGAUCAUUGAGCUCAUGUAUCAAUUCGAUCCAAGCAUUUAAAAAAGGAAUAACUAAAAAUCAAAUAUAUAACUUUCUUAAAUUAUAAAGGUAUUUUUUUUUCAUCGAGAUCCAAAGAGUUUCUUCUUUCUUUUUAAAUUAUGCAUUCACUUGUGCGCAACCUAUCCGCAUCCAAAGUCACCCAUGAUGGCUCUCAGCUCAGCUUGGCCUCCCAGAUGACCAUGACGGACAAGGAUGUGGUCUUGGAGGAAAAGACGAGACCAUCGCUGUGGAGGUCGACAACGAGUUUAAAUGAAUCUAAAGUGUAUACACCAAAUCUCGCUCGAGGGGAUAGUAUUGCAACAGCCAUUAGCAUGCGACGGGCUGACAUCAUGGUCUCUAGAGACGAUCCACAGAAUCUGCAUCAAAACGAAACAAGAAGGGACGAAGAAGAAGCAGUGGAUGAUGCAGACAAGAGUAAUCAAGACAGUGUACUGUUUGAGAAAAAGAAGAGCAUUAUCAUCUUGUUGGGCCGACUCUUAUUAAAAUGUGGGUGUCCUUGUCAUCGAGUGGAUGACACACUGCAGCAUACAUCCAGUCUAUUAUCACUCAAUGCAGCCUUUUCUUUCUUACCAGACUCUGUCUUGAUUACAUUCACGAACGGCAGUGACAGUCAGUCGAUCAUGGUCAAGUCACCGCAAGGCUACGACACCGGUAAAAUUGCCACUAUUAAUGAUAUCAUGAACUCGUUCUAUAAGGGUCAAGUGGAUCUUGAUCGGUGUCUUAUUCUACUUCAUGAUGUAGCCACAGCGCCGCCGACGUGCGGUUCGUGGGCAACCCUCUUCUUUUUUACCGCAAGCAGUUUCAGCGGCUCAGCUCUCUUGUUUAACGGCACCUGGAUUGACGCAAGCGUCAGCGGUGGCCUUGGCUUACUCGUCUCUAUUCUCUACAUCCUUUCUGCCCAUUUCCCCAUAUAUGCGCGUGUGUUUGAAAUAUCUACCUCGGUCAUCGUGGCUAUCAUUGCUCGUGCUCUCUAUAGAUACUGCUGUUUCACCAGUGUUGUCCUUCCUGCGAUCCUUAUCUUACUUCCAGGAUACACCAUGACCGUAGGCGUGAUUGAACUAUCUGCACGGCAGGUUACCACGGGUAUCGUUCGGCUCGUCUAUUCUAUUUUUUAUGCAUUUCAACUAGCAUACGGGUUGCAGAUGGGCAGCAGCGUCUACGGCGCUAUUGAUCCCAAUGUAUCCGAGUAUGGCCUAUGUGAUCAGCCGCCAGUGUCACCCUGGUUCGCAAUCGCUCUCUUACCUACCCUCAGCAUCGCUCUCUCACUCUCCUAUGGCUCCAGUCGUAAACAGUACAUCUCCCAAUGUGUUGCGGCAGCCAUCGCAUUCUGUCUCUCCUUCUUUCUGGGCAAAGUCAUACCCGAUGGUCAGAUCGUAGGCAGUAUUGCUGCCUUUGUCGUCGGCCUCUACUCUAAUUUUGCACUCAAAGUCACAGGUGAGCCACCUCUGGCUCCUCUCUGCGUAGGACUUACUCUACUCGUACCAGGAAGCAUAGGUGUCCGUGGAGCUUAUUCCGUGCUCCACAAAACAGACACGGGUCAUAUCGCAUUCCCUCUUCAAAUGCUCUCUAUCGCCCUCGGACUCUCCGCCGGCCUCUUUGCUUCGGCCAUGACCGUGUACCCAUCAGGCAAAAAGCGCUCCAUGUACAUUUCACUAUAG